GCAAUUGCGUUGUGGCGGCGCAGCGCGAGCACGCUGUUUCUCUAAGUGCACGCUCUUCUCUGCGGCUUGUCAUCUAUUGGGUUACACUUCACUUGUGUCUGUUUGUGUCAAGCGACUGUCGUUUCUCGCUCAUUUGUGGCAACGCAACGUUGUGGUUGUGCAUCUCCGGGAAGGGCACCUCUUCGAAGUGCGGUGCGCGUUCGCAGUGUCUGUGUGUCGUACGGGAGAAAACUGGGCCAUGGGCAAGCGAAACAGCAAACUGAAACAAGAGAGGGUGUCAAAGCUGGUAAAUGAGACGUAUUUUUCUGAAAAAGAAGUCAAACAAUGGUACAAAGGGUUCUUGAAAGACUGUCCAAAUGGUCAACUUACGGAACAGGGUUUCUUGAGGAUAUACAAGCAGUUCUUCCCGCAAGGAGAUCCUUCCAAGUUUGCAUCGUUGGUAUUUCGAGUCUUUGACGAAAAUAAGGAUGGUUCGAUAGAAUUCGAAGAGUUCAUCCGAGCAUUGUCGGUGACCUCGAGAGGAAGCCUAGAUGAAAAGCUUGUCUGGGCUUUCAAGCUAUACGACGUAGACAACGACGGAUUCAUCGCUAGAGACGAAAUGUAUAACAUAGUGGACGCCAUCUAUCAAAUGCUAGGUAGCCAGACGAAUGAUUCCGACCAAGAAGAAUCCCCUCAACAAAGGGUUGACAAGAUCUUCGACCAGUUGGACAAGAACCAUGACAACCGGCUGACAUUGGAAGAGUUCCGCGAGGGUUCCAAACAAGACCCCAAGAUAGUGCAAGCGCUGUCUCUUUACGCUCCUUGACACAACCUCACAGCCAGUCAGUCAAUGUUGGUCCAGCCCCCCACGUUCGAGUUAAACUACUCCCAUAUUCCUCCCAUCUACUAAAGAAGGCCCCGUAUCAUCUGCCCUCCCCUUGCUCUUCAAGCGUGAUUCAAGCGAUGCAAUCUAUACACAUCAUGCCUACUUUCCCCUAUUUCCUAUUCCUUAAAGGGAACUCCCAUUUUUCCUCCGUUCUUCUCCCAUUCCCGCGCCUCAAGUCACGUGGAAGAAUGUUGUUGCUUGCGUCUCAUUACUAUGUCUCGAUUUUAGCUUCCCUGUUUUCAAGGGACUCGAGGGUUUUCAAGUUCUACCUCGUGGUGCCCUUGACUGCGUUGUUGUUGGUAUUGGAUAAUUUAUAUCUGCUUAAUGAUCGGUUAAAUUGCACGAAACUGGGUGAUAUUAUGACUUUAACGGAAAGAAAGUCUUCCUGUCACGAUGUCUUUACCAUUUUGGGGUGUCUGGCAACUGUAAUCGUACGUUACAUGCACCUGGAGCUACUCUGCCCGCUUUACUAUUAGGGGUAUCCUCGUUAAGAGGUUCCAAAUAGCACCUAGGGAUGAAAGAGCACUGUAUAUUCAUGUUCUUUUUUAUUUCAUUUUAUUUUAUAAAUAUGUCUAUAAAACUUUUCACUACGCAAGCAAGAAAACUCACGCCCAGGUCAAAGAUAUUCCAACCUGUGGCAUGUGAGCACAAAAGUGAAAUUUAUUUAAAUAAGAAUUCCAACAAUUCAAUAACAUUUGCGUUACGAUCAUUGUUUUGCCUGCAAUCUAGUCAGGAUAUUUAAUGUGUCAAAGUACACUUGUGCAGUACAAUUCCAAUCUACAAUCUAGUUGCCACCAUCGGUGCAGGACAGUCAGUAUUCAACCAACGAUUAACCAUUACGGCAUUGAUCCACGUGACCUCUCUCCGUCCCUCCCCUCCCCUCUCCUCUUCUCUCCUCCCCUCCCCUCCCCUCCCCUCCCCUCCCCUCCUUCCCUUCACUUUCUCCCCUCCUUGCCUCCCUUUCACUUCCUCAUCAUCUUUUAGACUCGUAGCUGUCAUCUCAGUAUGCGCGAGCGAUCUGAAGGCUGGUGCCGAACACUUGAAACUGCGGACCAACACUCACCAUCUCUGUUUCUCUCACACUCUCUUCUGACACACCGACCGCACCUCAUGACUGACUGACUGACUGGCUGUUGAGGCCCUAGUGUAAAGUUGCUAGCCAGGCGGAGACGGUUGAACGUGGAAGAUGAACUGGUGGUUGCUUUACCGUGUACAUAGAAAACAAAGUGUGGGAUAUGCCCUGUACAUAUAUACGAGUUGGAAGUAAGGUUCGGGUGAGCUAUUUAUUGCCAUAGUGUCUAGUCUCCAAUAGCGAUAUUUGUUUACCCAGUUCUUUUGCAUCGACUAUCGCCAACAGACCAUCACAUCAUUGUGUCCGUGUUGCCAUCCUGUACCUUGACACAGUUAGUCUUAAAUGUAGCACAGUUAACGGAAGCCUUUGUGCUGUUUUCAGAAACGGUGCAAUAAGCAUAUUUUGUGAAUGAGACAGCACUGGCGGUGUCUGUUUCAUAGGCGCUAACUGUGACCGUAACAGCGAACGUAAAAGGAGGCGGUUCAGUUGCUGAAAAUAUACAAUUUUGCGUUUUGUCCCAUCCUCGGGUGUCUGCGUGCCCGAGGUACUGCAGCGAGAGAGAGAGAGAGAGCUCUUUCAGAAAACACGUCAUGUUAGCCAAUCACUUUAUUAAGGAUAUGGUGAUGCUUAACGUGCGAUUUCUGCGUUCAUUAAAAUAUGAACAAAAUGACGUAUAAGUGACACCUUCCCAACCUAUUUUGCAAGUCGGUUGUCGACACCUGAAAUAUCUGCAUGUAAAAAAAAAAGGAAGAAGAAAUGCGUUUGUAGAGUUCGCAGUUGGACGUUGUGCACUUUGCACAUUGUGCGUUUUGUGUGAAGAUUCAUAUGUUUUGUGUCCAAAUUUCUGGUGGCAGUUUUUUGCACAUCAUUUGGUGUGUUGCAGUUUCGUAUUUUUUUUUUUUUUACACGCGUACAGCUACCGUCAGACUUAACUAGAACGCGCCAGCGCGCGGCCCUGGAUGAACGGUUAUGAACGUCGAGAAACGUUGGUGAGCGUGAAUGCCCUACCCUGAACGGUUGCAGGUGAGACGACCUGGAAAUCGACCAUUGAAAAGCACUAAUUGUGAGGCGAGGGACGCGCGCAGGUAGCCAGUCUCACAUCCGACAGCAACGCCACGCGGUUGGACGUUCCAGUUAAGUCUGACGGCGACUGUUGCUUGUUUGAACAGACCAUUGGAUUGCAAGAAAGGGAUUCGGGUUUCAUACAUACGAGCGUGAGCAUAUCUCUCAGUGUAAGUAGGCAACAAGUGUGUGUCUUUUAUACCACCGUCAGGUACUACACCUGUCUCCGCCUCUGUUUCGUUAUGAAGUACCCGUGCCUGACAUACGCAGGCAAAAUGUGUACCGCUUUGGCGUACCUACCUUGUGCCAAUUUGCUAGACGAGUUGCACGCAAGUAGUGACUAAUCCUUGAAAUGUAUAGGCUACAUCCGUAUUCAUUACACUUACUGCUGUGGAAGGGGCGCAUUGUUACGUUGACGUUAUCUAUUAAUUGUUGAGUGCUCGUCUUGUUUCGAUUAAUCUCGCCCGUGUUUCAUGGAAUCGGACACCAAUCUUACAGGGACCAAGAGCAAUUGGUGUUUGAAAACGACUGACGACAUAUGUUGCUAUUCGCAGGUUAUGUUGCUGUAUAAUGGGAAUCUUCUGUGGGUAUCCUUCCGGUGGUCUUCGGUAUAUUGAUGUUUUAUUCUUGUCCUGUGUCAUGUUACCAAUCUACGGCUCGGUUCGGGUUUCGAAAAAGUACUUUGCGCCCUGUGCCACAAAACUCGGCAAGGCUGUAGCAUAUGCCUUGCUUGUUUUGACUCAGCUGUGACGCUGAAAAAAAAAAGAACGUACGCAUAGAAAAAUAACAAAAGCAGCCUCCUUUCUGCGUUAAAAAAAUUACCGGCUACUUGGGAACAAAAACUUUAUUUCACUAUCUUCUCCAUGGUAAAAGUAUAGCUGUUCCACUGUUUUUGACCGUAGUAUAAUAAAUUCUGUUCGUACAUAACAAAACUCAGAUAAAGUCUCCGUUGAAUGAUUUAAGUCGUGAAGAAACGCUGAUAUUUUAACUUAUCCGCUCCUUGACAUAGAUGUGAAUUUGUUGGGACAUUUUCUACUAGCACCCUGUUAUAGCGAUAUUUUUGAGUUGCGCCUUGAAGACAUCUGCAUCUGUAUGACGAUGACGUUAUAUCCGGAGUAUGGUCGCCUUCCUGCAUUCGCAAUAACACGAAAUGGUGCUCUCUGUCGCGUGUUUUUCGCCAUGUGCACGUCUCUACUCAUGCGAGAUAUGUCCUCUUCGUUGCUUUUCACUUCAGAUGCUCACUUGUGAUAAAACGUUGAAGAACCUUGCUGCGUGUGUUGAUAUGCGCAUCAAAUUAUUUACCCCCUCAGUGUUUCCUUAUACUGUUUGUCGUAGUCUAUUAAAACAUUCCAGAUGCAUUGUUGGUUGUUAUGCGAUUAAAUGCAAAAUCGUCCUUGUUACCGUUUUCUUUUUGAUGGCAUGCGGUGAUAUGUAUAAACAUAUAUCGAUUGAUGAUGAUCAAUAGCAAUCUGCUGAUAUUGUCUUUUCAUUGCUCUUCUUUGGUGUAUGUGGUCCAAAGGAAGUGUAAAUUACUUUUUUUUUAAAUACGAUGGCGUUGAUAUCGCUGUAUCAAGAGGAGUAAAUUUAAUUGAAACAACAUUUGA
Ornithodoros turicata is the source of this 4603-nucleotide messenger RNA. RefSeq names its product frequenin-2-like. The record is from RefSeq and is a predicted model, not a curated record. The coding region runs from base 239 to 805 and encodes 188 amino acids. Gene Ontology annotation, molecular function: calcium ion binding; calcium sensitive guanylate cyclase activator activity. The transcript is spliced from 8 exons. Lineage: Eukaryota; Metazoa; Arthropoda; Arachnida; Ixodida; Argasidae.